GCCUGUGCCGGCUCAGGGCAGCCCGGCCCCCGGCACUUGAAGGAGCGCAGAAGCUAAUUUUGUAGCGAGGGGCUCCAUCUGGCCCAGCCAUGGACCGGAAGGUGGCCCGAGAAUUCCGGCACAAGGUGGAUUUUCUGAUUGAAAAUGAUGCAGAAAAGGACUAUCUCUAUGAUGUGUUGCGGAUGUACCACCAGACCAUGGACGUGGCCGUGCUUGUGGGAGACCUGAAGCUGGUCAUCAACGAGCCCAGCCGCCUGCCCCUGUUUGACGCCAUCAGGCCUCUGAUCCCACUGAAGCACCAGGUGGAGUACGACCAGCUGACCCCCCGGCGCUCCAGGAAGCUGAAGGAGGUGCGUCUGGACCGGCUGCAUCCCGAAGGCCUCGGCCUCAGCGUACGUGGCGGCCUGGAGUUCGGCUGUGGGCUCUUCAUCUCCCACCUCAUCAAAGGCGGCCAGGCAGACAGUGUCGGGCUCCAGGUAGGGGACGAGAUCGUCCGGAUCAAUGGGUAUUCCAUCUCCUCCUGCACCCACGAGGAGGUCAUCAACCUCAUCCGCACCAAGAAGACUGUGUCCAUCAAAGUGAGGCACAUCGGCCUGAUCCCUGUGAAGAGCUCUCCUGAUGAGCCCCUCAAGUGGCAGUACGUGGAUCAGUUUGUGUCAGAAUCCGGGGGCGGGCGGAGCAGCCUGGGCUUCCCUGGCAGUCGGGAAAACAAAGAGAAGAAGGUCUUCAUCAGCCUGGUGGGCUCCCGGGGCCUUGGCUGCAGCAUUUCCAGCGGCCCUACCCAGAAACCCGGCAUCUUCAUCAGCCACGUGAAGCCUGGCUCCCUGUCUGCCGAAGUGGGGCUGGAGACAGGGGAUCAGAUUGUCGAAGUCAAUGGCAUCGACUUCUCCAACCUGGACCACAAGGAGGCCGUGAAUGUGCUGAAGAGUAGCCGCAGCCUGACCAUCUCCAUCAUAGCUGGAGCUGGACGGGAGCUGUUCAUGACAGACCGGGAGCGGCUGGCAGAGAUACGGCAGCGCGAGCUGCAGCGGCAGGAGCUUCUGAUGCAGAAGCGGCUGGCGAUGGAAUCCAACAAGAUCCUCCAGGAGCAGCAGGAGAUGGAGCGGCAAAGGAAAAAGGAAAUUGCCCAGAAGGCAGCAGAGGAAAAUGAGAGAUACCGGAAGGAGAUGGAACAGAUCGUGGAGGAGGAAGAGAAGUUUAAGAAGCAAUGGGAAGAAGACUGGGGCUCAAAGGAACAGCUGCUCUCAUCUAAAACCAUCACUGCCGAGGUGCACCCAGUACCCCUUCGCAAGCCAAAGUCCUUUGGAUGGUUUUAUCGUUACGAUGGCAAAUUCCCAACCAUCCGGAAGAAAGGAAAGGAUAAGAAGAAAGCCAAGUAUGACAGCCUACAGGAGUUGAGAAAGAAUAAGAAGGAACUAGAGUUUGAGCAAAAGCUUUACAAAGAGAAAGAGGAAAUGCUGGAGAAGGAAAAGCAACUGAAGAUCAACCGGCUGGCCCAGGAGGUAUCCGAGACAGAGCGGGAAGACCUUGAAGAAUCGGAAAAGAUUCAGUAUUGGGUGGAAAGGCUCUGUCAGACGCGCCUUGAGCAGAUUUCCUCUGCUGAUAAUGAGAUUUCAGAGAUGACCACAGGGCCCCCGCCUCCCCCGCCUUCUGUGUCUCCCCUGGCCCCACCCCUGAGACGCUUCGCAGGUGGGCUGCACCUCCACACCACUGACCUGGAUGACAUCCCCUUGGACAUGUUCUACUAUCCCCCCAAGACUGCCUCUGCCUUGCCUGUGAUGCCCCACCCUCCACCCUCCAACCCACCCACCAAGAUCCCCGCACCCCCUGUCCUUCCCUCAUCGGGCCGUGUGAGUGCCUCAUCCUCACCCUGGGUGCAACGCACUCCACCCCCUAUUCCCAUCCCUCCCCCACCAUCCAUUCCCACCCAAGACCUCACUCCUACUCGCCCGCUGCCCUCCGCACUAGAGGAGGCGCUGGGCAACCACCCCUUCCGCGCUGGGGACACAGGCAAUCCAACAGAAGACUGGGAGGCAAAGAACCACAGUGGGAAGCCUGCCAACUCUCCUGUCCCUGAACGGAGCUUCCCACCCACCCCAAAGACAUUUUGCCCAAGCCCACAACCUCCACGAGGCCCUGGCGUGUCCACUAUCUCCAAACCUGUCAUGGUCCACCAGGAGUCCAACUUCAUCUACAGGCCACCUGUGAAAUCCGAGGUCCUGCCACAGGAGAUGUUGAAGAGGAUGGUGGUUUAUCAGACAGCGUUUCGACAAGACUUCCGGAAAUACGAGGAAGGCUUUGAUCCCUACUCCAUGUUCACCCCAGAGCAGAUCAUAGGGAAGGAUAUCCGGCUCCUGCGCAUUAAGAAGGAGGGAGCUUUAGACUUAGCCCUGGAAGGUGGCGUGGACUCUCCGAUUGGGAAGGUGGUUGUCUCGGCUGUUUACGAAGGGGGAGCCGCUGAGCGGCACGGUGGCGUUGUGAAAGGGGAUGAGGUCAUGGCCAUCAAUGGCAAGAUUGUGACGGACUACACGUUGGCUGAGGCUGAGGCCACCCUGCAGAAGGCCUGGAAUCAGGGGGGGGACUGGAUUGACCUUGUUGUUGCCGUCUGUCCCCCCAAGGAGUACGAUGAUGAGCUCUCUUCUGUUCCCUCCUCUGCAGCCGAAAGCCCCCAGCCGGUCCGAAAGCUCCUUGAAGACCGUACUCCCAUGCUUAGGCAUGGGUUCCUCCUACAGCUGGAGCCCGGCAGCCCCCACGGUGAAUAGGCAGGCAGACUGCAGGACCCCAUUGGUCUAUGCUGCAUGUUGUGGCCGUCUGCUGCCCACACCCUCAGCAGGUUCUUUGGACUGACGUCCCGCUCAGGGAUGCCGAGCACAGCCCACUAUGUAGCAUGUUUGGGACCUGGGUGUCCUGACUCACCACAGCCCUUGGGACCUGCCAUGGGUCCCACACAGCACUCCAGUGAGCGGGGUGAAACAGUGAGUGCCAUUCUCUGCUGAGCGCAGGCAGUGCCUCAAACCGGGCACGACAAGCUGGGAGAGCCCAAAGGAAGCAGAGCCUGGAUUUCCGCUUCCCUGCAAGCACCACCCUGUGGGCCCUCCACCGGGCCCCCAAGCUUGGGCAGAGCCAGGGCAAUUAAGAGGCCAUUAAAGCUGGUCCAAAGAACAAGGGUUGGCCUGUCAGAGUUGUCCAUGUCCUGCUGUGACCUAUCGUGGCCUGAGCCCUGCUCAGACCAAACUGUCCUCUGUGCCUUCUCUCUCCUUUGACUCUGGAUUCUAACUGGGACACUGUGGAGCUGAGCUUUGGGAUGUGUUUCCCAGCCUGUGACUGGCCUGUGCCCAUGGACAAAGCUGGCAGGAGGCUGUGAAGCUGGUGUUUGGUGUGACCUAAAGCCCUUAGCUGAUAGCAUCUGGGGCAGACCAAAGCCUGGUCUUGUUGACUUUUCUGUUACAAGUUUCUCAGAACAUGAGGGCCUUGUGCUCCCAGGACUGUUGGCCUGCUAUGCCGCGGCUCCUGGGAUGGCCUCAGUGGCCCUGUGUUUUCUAUCACUUGUUGUCUGCUCUUUGGGAGGGACCUCAAUCUCUCAACUUUUGGUCCCCUCCUACCUCAUCCCAGAUGUCCCUUUUGCUCCCUCCCUGGCCUCCUGUGUGCCGUGGCUAUGGCUGGGGUGUGGCUGCUUGGGGUCUGCGCCAAGAGAUGUGUCCAGGGGUCGGCAGGGCCUAGAGCUGCUGGGGUGGAGGCUGCUCUCUGUUGUCGGCCUUGCCCUGGGCUGAGUGCGCACCUGCAAGGCCUGCACCUGCCUGGCU
Molecule: messenger RNA, 3803 nt
Organism: Camelus dromedarius (Arabian camel)
Lineage: Eukaryota; Metazoa; Chordata; Mammalia; Artiodactyla; Camelidae
Gene: USH1C
Product: USH1 protein network component harmonin
Exons: 27
Coding region: 90-2762 (890 amino acids)
Biological process (GO): inner ear auditory receptor cell differentiation; inner ear receptor cell stereocilium organization; retinal cone cell development
Cellular component (GO): photoreceptor inner segment; stereocilia ankle link complex; plasma membrane
Molecular function (GO): protein binding
Source: RefSeq, a predicted model, not a curated record